UUUCUUGUAUUUAGUAAAGUCAAAACCCUAACUUUUAGUUAGGGGUUUGUUAAAAGACAGUUUAGAGUUCUUUUUUGUGUCUUUUUGCCUCCCCUGUGUUGCUGAGAACAUCAAACACCCUGCUUGCAAUUUUUUAAAGGUGACUCAAUUUGGGUUAUCCUGUGAUCUAGUUGGAGAUGUCACAGAAUACGAAACACCACCAGCAUGACACAGGGAGAUUCAGUGCCAUGGGUGUGAAGCAGGAAGUGAAUGAUCAUGCAACUAGUCACAGAGGUGUCCAUCAUCCUCCAGAAUCAGCACACGAGGAGAAUACUGUGGCGAUGUCAUCAGUUCAGCCAGUGAAAAAGCGUGGCUGGCCUAAGGGAAAGAAGAGGAAGAAGGUGCUGCCCAAUGGCCCCAAGGCUCCUGUCACAGGCUACGUGCGCUUCCUGAAUGAACGACGGGAACAGAUCCGUGCCUUGCACCCUGACCUGCCCUUCCCAGAGAUCACAAAAAGACUCGGCGCAGAGUGGAGCCGAUUGGCUCCUCAUGACAAGCAGCGCUUCCUGGAUGAGGCUGAGCGGGAGAAAGUGCAGUAUGCCCGAGAACUACGAGAAUACCAGCAGAGUGAAGCUUACCAGAUAACCACAGCAAAAGUCCAGGACAAGAAGAUAAAGAGAGAGGAGUUAUCAUCAGUAAUAAUCAACAGCUCCGGACAAACAGGGUUAAAGUCUUCAGAUUUUUCCAAUGGAUUUGAUAUACCCAUUUUCACAGAGGAGUUUUUGGACCAAAAUAAGGCCCGCGAGGCGGAGCUGCGACGGCUGCGGAAGGCUAACGUGGAGUUCGAGGAGCAGAACGCAGUGCUGCAGAAGCACAUCGCCAACAUGUACAGCGCUAAGGAGCGGCUCGAGGCCGAGCUGGGCCAGGACGAGCAGCGCACCCAGGCUCUGCAGAGGCACCUGCUGGGCCUCAAACAGACGCUCGUCAGCAGCCUCUCUGGCGUGCCCCUCCCAGGUACAGGUGAGACGCCCUCAAUCAGCACCCUGGACUCCUACCUGAGUCGUCUGAGUAAUGUGCUGGAGAACAGCCCCAAUGAGCAUCGUGCCUUAUUGGUAAAGCUACAGGAAGUCCUCGCCCAUUUAGAUAGUGAGAAGAUGUGAGAUGACUUGCCAGGUUAGUUGGUGGUCUACAGGUCAUAUGUGAUUUGAUUAAACAUGGUAAAUAUGAUGUCCAUGUCAAUGUUUUUUGAAGGGUUUGAUAAAUUGUGUAUAUGAUAUUUCAUGCUGUCAUUACUGUCUCCACUAAAGGAAAUAUGAAAUGAUUCAGAGUCUUGUUAACAAAUUAUGUCAUACUGCUGAUUUUUUUUGUUAUGUAUAUGCAAGAUUAAGUUUUGGUUCCAAUAAAAAUCCUCUCAAGUUU
Alosa sapidissima (American shad) is the source of this 1398-nucleotide messenger RNA. RefSeq names its product high mobility group 20B (gene hmg20b). Gene Ontology annotation, biological process: regulation of gene expression. Lineage: Eukaryota; Metazoa; Chordata; Actinopteri; Clupeiformes; Clupeidae. Gene Ontology annotation, cellular component: nucleus. The coding region runs from base 177 to 1139 and encodes 320 amino acids. The record is from RefSeq and is a predicted model, not a curated record. The transcript is spliced from 10 exons.